Molecule: messenger RNA, 441 nt
Organism: Mixia osmundae IAM 14324
Lineage: Eukaryota; Fungi; Basidiomycota; Mixiomycetes; Mixiales; Mixiaceae
Exons: 5
Coding region: 1-441 (146 amino acids)
Cellular component (GO): fungal-type vacuole membrane; vacuolar transporter chaperone complex
Source: RefSeq, a predicted model, not a curated record
AUGGCAACGAGACUGCAGCCCGGGCACUUGCUGCUGGUGCCUUUUGCAGACGCGCAGGCAUCCGUCGUCAGCAUGUCAACGCAGCCCUUGCUCCAGAGAACCCAAAACAAGCGGAUUGCGCUGCCAGUCCGAGUCGAGCCCAAGGUCUUCUUCGCUAACGAACGGACGUUCUUGUCAUGGCUCAACUUCACCGUCGUGCUCGGCGGCCUUGCUAUUGGUCUGCUCAACUUUGGUGACAAGGUAGGCCAGAUCUCUGCCGGCCUCUUCACUAUCGUCGCAAUGGCAGUCAUGUGCUAUGCGUUGGUCACAUAUCACUGGCGCGCUUCCGCUAUCCGACGACGGGGCAGCGGACCCUAUGACGACCGACUGGGGCCCACGGUGCUCUGUGUUGCGCUACUAGCUGCCGUUAUCGUCAACUUCGUGCUUCGUUUCACUGCCUGA